Molecule: messenger RNA, 1886 nt
Organism: Mollisia scopiformis
Lineage: Eukaryota; Fungi; Ascomycota; Leotiomycetes; Helotiales; Mollisiaceae
Product: amino acid transporter
Exons: 5
Coding region: 173-1798 (541 amino acids)
Biological process (GO): amino acid transmembrane transport
Cellular component (GO): membrane
Molecular function (GO): L-amino acid transmembrane transporter activity
Source: RefSeq, a predicted model, not a curated record
ACUGAAUGAAGUGAGCUUCUGGAACUCUGACCUUCGCAAUAUCAGCAAUAUCGAGGCGUGCUCAGACACGUGUCGCACGUGACCCUGUAUCUCGCGAUAUUUCUGCGUCUCUCUUUCACAAUCUUCCGCAAAACACCAUCUUAAGGCACAAAGCGUCUGCUUACUGUUCUCGAUGAAUUCAACUGAUGGUGAACCGACGCAGGACGAGCCCCAGGAUAGUGUUACGACCUCUGAAGCGCAUCAGGCAGACCCAUCCGAACCUCUAUUGGAUGCUUUCAUCGACCACGCAGGGUUGCACUCAGCUCUAGAUAGUCUAGACGCAGCAAACUCUGCCCCGCCAAGAUCUGUCACAUAUCUCAACGGUUUAGCCCUCGUGAUUGGCUUCCAGAUAGGCUCUGGCAUAUUUUCGGCACCUGCUGUCGUGCUGUCAAACGUCGGCUCACCUUUGACAGCCGUGUUGGUGUGGUUCCUGGCUGGAGUUCUAGUAUGGUCUGGUGCAUCAUCCUUUAUUGAACUUGGUACGAGAGUUCCUCAAAAUGGCGGCAUUCAGGAGUAUCUUCGACACUGCUACGGAGAUAUCUACGGGUUCCUCUUUGCUUUGAUCUGGAUCCUUGUAUCACGACCCUGCGCCAUGGCUAUGGUUUCACUUGUUUUCGCCGAAUAUUUGUUCAGGGCAAUUUGGCCAGGAGAUGACCCUUCAGUAUGGAUUUUGAAGAUCACGGCGUUUGCUGCAAUAAUUUGCAUCACGUAUCUCAACUGCAUAGGAACGCAUUAUGGGAUUGGCGCUGCGAAUUUCUUUCUGGUACUAAAGGUCUUUGGACUCGGAUCUAUCGCAGUCACAGGCUUCGCAAGUGCUUUCAUCAACUCCGGGUCUCAGCCAAAUCCGCAACCUAAUACGACAAUGCUAAUCUCCGAGUCCUUUCCCAUUGAAGCUCUUACGGCAUCGACGUGGCUUUGGACGAGCUUAGGCGGUUUUGCAGACGCUACUUUUGCAGCCCUUUUUGCGUAUGGAGGUUGGGAAGCAAUCAGUUUUGUCAUUGGAGAGAUGAAAGAGCCUCAUUCUACACUACCUAAAGUGCUCAAUAGUUCGAUGGCUAUUGUGGUGACACUUUUUGUCGCAGCAAACAUUGCCAUUUACAAUACGCUGCCGCUGGAAAUUUUGGAGAAGACAAAUGCAGUUGCAAUUGCAUUUGGAAUGAAAGCGCUAGGACGCCCUGGAGCUUUAUUUUAUGCCUGGAUUGUUUGUCUAUCUUGCCUCGGGGCCUUGAAUGCAAUCGUCUUCUCAGCAGGUCGUCUUACUCAAGCUGCCGGAGCCCGCCAAUAUAUUCCGUCUUUCCUCAACAGCGCCAAUAAUUCUAAAGCGACUAGAGCUCAAAGUCCUCACAUACAUGCUCGGCGCAACAUUCCUAACGACGACAAAGCCCAGAAUGUUCCACUUAAUGCGAUGGCAUUCAAUGCUACAGUCGCUUCUAUGUACGUAUUAGUAGGCAGCUUCAGGGGCCUUUUGACUUUUAAAGGCAUGAUCGAAUAUGUCGUCUACCUAACCACGGUGUCUGGCCUUCUGUUCCUUCGUUUUCGACGUCCUCUAGACGCCAAUACACUCGGCCAAAUGUACCUGACGCCGAUAAUCAAUCCCAUAGUGUUUUGCAGCGUUGCUAGUUUAAUGGUCAUUCGGAGUGCCAUAGCACAUAUGAUACAAGCACUUAUCAUCCUUCUUAUUUUGGGCGCAGGCAUUCUUGUAUAUCGAUCGCGCUGGUGGCGCUCGCUCGUUGCAAUCAGGCCUGCAGAUUCAGUUUGAUGGGACGAUCAAUCAUGAUAGUUAUAUCUCAUAUUCGAGAAUGGACAUAACUAAUGAAAAUGCGAUUUUGAUCUGAUGAUCGGGUCUC